Molecule: messenger RNA, 477 nt
Organism: Symbiodinium pilosum
Lineage: Eukaryota; Dinophyceae; Suessiales; Symbiodiniaceae
Source: the annotation of a GenBank genome assembly
AUGUUGGGCCUGGAUGCAGCUGGCAAGACCACCAUCUUGUACAAGCUGAAGCUGUCGCAGGUUGUGACUACAAUCCCCACAGUGGGCUUCAAUGUGGAGACUGUGGAGUAUCGCAACAUCAACUUCACGGUCUGGGACAUAGGAGGCCAGGACAAGAUUCGCAAGCUGUGGCGCUACUAUCUCCAGGGCACGGACGGUCUAAUCUUCGUUGUGGACAGCUCAGACCGUGAUCGCAUCAAUGAUGCACAGGAAGAGCUGCAGAGCAUACUUGCACAGCCCGAGAUGGAAAAGACAGUUCUGUUGGUUCUGGCAAACAAGCAGGACCUGCCGAACGCAAUGUCUACCAGUGAAGUCACCCAGGCAUUGGAGCUGCAGAAGCUGCGUCACAAGUGGUUCAUUCAGGCAACCUCAGCCCCUACCGGAGACGGCUUGUACGAGGGCCUGGACUGGCUGUCCAGCACCCUCUGCUCGAAGUGA